Mucor mucedo is the source of this 1491-nucleotide messenger RNA. RefSeq lists its product as uncharacterized. The record is from RefSeq and is a predicted model, not a curated record. Gene Ontology annotation, molecular function: sterol transfer activity; sterol binding. Gene Ontology annotation, biological process: intracellular sterol transport. The transcript has 4 exons. Gene Ontology annotation, cellular component: endoplasmic reticulum membrane; plasma membrane; cortical endoplasmic reticulum. NCBI's taxonomy places the organism in Eukaryota, Fungi, Mucoromycota, Mucoromycetes, Mucorales, Mucoraceae. The coding region runs from base 1 to 1491 and encodes 496 amino acids.
AUGACGGCAAGAAUUAUUCCCAACGGAAUUACUAUAUCCACAAGCACUUCCAGGCACACAUUUGCCUCCUUUCUUUCGCGUGAUCUAGCGUAUGACCAAAUUGUGAAAAUCUGGGACCUUCGUAAAAAAAUCAAUUCUGUGAUACCAAUACCUCUACCUAUUGACGACGACGACGACAACGGAACGGAGGAUGAUGAUUCAUUGUACGAGGAAGGAGAUACCGAAGAAGAUGAGGAGGAUAUAUCAUCUGCCGAUUCUGCUGUCGUUCUAAAGACACCAAAAGCGGAAUCAAAUAAGCCGCCUUCCGCCUCACCCUCUCCUUCCCCUCCCGCUGCCUCUUCAUCAAAUUCAGCCGCUGCUGCUGCUGCUGCUGACGCUAAUCAAACACCGGAGAAAUCGGCUAGACUUUCUCCUACGAUCGCCAAACAACGUCCCAGAUCAGUUUCAGAUUCCAAUUAUAAGCCAAGAUCAACAGCAUCAGCAACAUCAACAACUGCUGUCACGAUACCCGAACCAAAAGUCUCUCCCUUACGUCAACAGACGGUGAUGACACCCACCAUUAAAAAGACAAGGGUUUGUCCUUGUACUGUCAAUGGAGAACAGUAUCCUCAUAUUGCCCUCAAUGAAACUUAUAAGGGAUCUGUUCAAGCCAUGUUUCGUUUAUUGUUUGAUAGUAAUUUCUUUCCAGGAUUUCUUGAACGGUAUGAGAAUUUCGAACAUGUUCAAUCAAGUGCAUGGAAGCAUGGAAAACGCCAGGUUAUUGGUCAACGACGUAUCAAGAGUUCUACCACAGGCACACGCGUUGUGAAAACAUUAUUCGAAGAACGUAGAAUUCAUCGAAAAAUACCUUACUAUACUUGUAUCACUGCUAAAAAAUCAAUGCCAGAUAUGCCGAUGGGUGCUGUGUACUCGAUUCAAUCACGAACCUGUAUCACUCGCGUGAGUAAAGACAAGGUCCAUGUCCUGGUUACAUUUCAAGUCGUCUUUUCCAAAACCGGCCUUGUCAGUUCUAUCAUUGAAAAAAACGCAGCCGAUGAUCAAUUAAGACUCUACAGUCAUUUAAAUUCAAUUUUAAACAAACCUGAAUUAAUCAAGGAAUUGGUCAAUGAUCAACAACUUUUACAAGAUUUAAAUUUGGCCAAUCGUCCCAACAGCAACAGCAACAGCAGCAAGAGCAGGUCAUCGACGAAAAAGUAUGCAGGUCAAGGAUGGAUUUCGUAUGCUAUGGAUUGGGUCGGAUCCACUCGUUUAAUCGGGUUUGUUUAUUUUGGUUUCUUUCUGGUGUUAGUGACCCAUUGUUUAUUAGCUUUACGUUUGAAGCGUAUCACCAAUACACUCGAUUUAGUACAGCAACAGAAACAUCUUACAACCCACACUGACUCUCAAUGGAUUGAUAAUAAAAUGAACCGCGUCAAUCAACACUUGAAUCAGUUAAAGGAAGAAGUACAGGAUUAUCAUCAAAGAAUUCAAAAGCUUCACAAUGUACAAUAA